This is a messenger RNA of Tachyglossus aculeatus (Australian echidna), 9939 nucleotides long. It is a transcript of the gene GFRA1, whose product is annotated as GDNF family receptor alpha 1. The transcript has 11 exons. Gene Ontology annotation, cellular component: external side of plasma membrane; signaling receptor complex. Gene Ontology annotation, molecular function: signaling receptor activity. Lineage: Eukaryota; Metazoa; Chordata; Mammalia; Monotremata; Tachyglossidae. The record is from RefSeq and is a predicted model, not a curated record. Gene Ontology annotation, biological process: nervous system development. The coding region runs from base 289 to 1686 and encodes 465 amino acids.
CCUGCUUUUCGCUGGCCCGCUGGCCCGGGAUCGACGGGUCCUCGCCUCGGCCGCUGCAGCAGGAGGGAGUCCAGUGCUGGGCGGGCCCAGACCCCCCGAAGAGGAGCUCGCCCCCACCGACCCCCCGUUCGGACGUUUUUUGGGGGGCGGGGGUCCCGGGCCCCGAUGGGGCUGAAGUUUGAGCGGCCGGUUCGGUGUGGCUGUCGGGGGGUGCCCGCAUGCUGAGCUCGCCCGGCCGGGCACGGGGCACCGAGGCGCCUGGGGGCGGCCCCGCCGGCCGACGGCACCAUGUUUCUGGCCGCCUUCUACUUCGUCCUGCCUCUCCUGGAUGCCCUUUCAUCCGCCGAAGUGAGUGGCGGGGAUCGGCCGGACUGCGUGAAAGCCAGUGACCAGUGCCUGAAGGAACAGAGCUGCAGCGCCAAGUACCGGACCCUGAGGCAGUGCGUGGCCGGCAAGGAGACCAACUUCAGCCUGGCGUCCGGCCUGGAGGCAAAGGACGAGUGCCGCAGCGCCAUGGAGGCACUCAAGCAGAAAUCCCUCUACAACUGCCGCUGCAAGCGGGGCAUGAAGAAGGAGAAGAACUGCCUGCGUAUCUACUGGAGCAUGUACCAAAGCCUGCAGGGAAAUGACUUGCUUGAAGAUUCCCCAUAUGAACCAGUUAACAGCAGAUUAUCAGACAUAUUCCGACUAGUCCCAGUCCUAUCAGAUGUUUUCCAGCAAAUGGAGCCGGUCAUUUCCAAGGGAAACAACUGCUUGGAUGCAGCCAAGGCCUGCAAUUUGAACGAUACCUGCAAGAAGUACAGGUCGGCAUACAUCACGCCCUGCACCAGUAGCAUGACCAAUGAAGUCUGCAACCGACGGAAGUGUCACAAGGCCCUUCGGCAGUUUUUCGACAAGGUGCCUCCAAAACACAGCUAUGGGAUGCUCUUCUGCUCUUGCCGGGACGUGGCCUGCACCGAGAGGCGGCGACAGACCAUUGUGCCCGUGUGUUCAUACGAGGAGAAGGAGAAGCCGAACUGUUUGAAUUUGCAGGAAUCUUGCAAGACAAAUUACAUCUGCAGAUCUCGUCUUGCUGAUUUUUUCACUAACUGCCAGCCUGAAUCACGGUCCGUCAGUAGCUGCCUGAAGGAAAACUAUGCCGACUGCCUUCUUGCCUACUCUGGGCUUAUUGGUACUGUCAUGACGCCCAACUACAUAGACUCCAACAGCCUGAGUGUGGCUCCAUGGUGUGAUUGUAACAACAGUGGCAAUGAUUUAGAAGAAUGCCUGAAAUUUCUGAAUUUCUUCAAGGACAAUACAUGCCUUAAAAACGCAAUCCAGGCUUUUGGCAAUGGCUCGGAUGUCAACGUGUGGCAGCCGAUCCUCCCUGUCCAGACUACCACGGCGACAACUACCACAGCCUUCAGAGUCAGGAGCAACAAAUCCCAGGGCAACCCGGGAUCUGAAAACGACAUCCCCACCCAGAAUGAUUUACCCCCAUGUGCAAAUCUACAGGCACAGAAAUUGAAGUCCAAUGCAUCUGGGAACACACAUCUCUGUCUUUCUGAACGUGAUUUUGAGACCACCCGGCACAUGUCAACAGAUUCGUUUGCAGUGCCCACGGGCUUCAAUCUAAGCCUGCUGCUGGUUCUGGUGGCUACAGUCCUGUCCGUCCUCUGGUCCUCACCUUUGGCAGAAACAUUGUAGCUCCAUUCAAAAUGGACGUGCUGAAAUACGAAACAACCAAUUCUCCGAUUCCUGUCCGCUCCGCUCUUGUUUAUUUGUAAGUCCAGUUGUUUUAGGAGCUAAAUUGAGGCACCCUGCUGAAACGGUUUCAGACAACUAGAAUAUUUUUUUUUAAUUAAAGAAAGCUUCUUGUGAUAUUUAGGGGCUUCUGUGAAAUACCUGAUGCAGUGCUACAUUCCAAACCCAGAGGCUUUUGGGUAUGCAGUAUUCUAAAGAGACUGUGAGUCAAUUUGGCCAAAAAUCAACCUAGUAUUUUUUAUUUUUCUAAUUUUAAUUCUGGCUUCUACUGCAAGGGAAUACGUUCAUCUCCCCAAGAUCCUAUGAUCUACUUUAAUGUUUUUGAUUUCCUGUUAAGUGAACGUCAGAUUAAUAUGGGUGCCAGUUUUGUCACAGUGGACUUUCUGACAACAUGCUUAUUGGAUAGAUUGCUACUGAUGUUAAACUUUCUCAACGUAUUUGCAUUCUCCUUACUGUUUAUGUACUGUAAGUGGUUCUGCAUCCUCAACUGCAAAAACAUUGUCACAUACAGAUGUGUUGUAUGUCUUUCAGUUAAAAAUCUCAUAAAAAGUGUUUAAAAACUGCUAACAGCACAUUUAUCAUUUAAAUACACUUAUCUAAGCCUUACAUGGGUGAAAAUUCCUUAAACUAACAAGACUCAAACAUAGUGGAAGCUUAAUGCUAAUAAUCUUUACAUUUAUGAGAUUAUACGUAGAAACAAAUUUUACUAAAUGGUUUCAACUGAUGGCUUUCUAUACCUUCGCUGUAAUAAUACGGUUGUCAUUUUUUUACUGUUGGUUUAAUACAAACCACAUGGAAUUUAUUUUCCACUAUUAAAAAAAAAACAUUACCUUACGUAUAUUAACACUACAAAUAUAAACUCUUUGAAAGCAAAGUUACAUUAUGCUGUAGCAGAAAACCCUCCAUCACAUCAUUGAAGACAGACAAGAGGACAAAAGAAAUGCAGAGGUUAGAUUACUUACUAUUUCUUAAAUGCUAGAACUCACUAUUAGACGGAGAUCAGUCCGGUUUUAAAAUGAUGCAACAUUAUAAUGGCUGCACUGCCAUUUUUUCUUAUUCAAUCCUUUAGGUUUUCAUGCAUUGACAAAGAUGGACUUUGCUGAGUGGUGAUGAUUUCCUACAGGUGACUUUUAUGCCUAACCGUAAUGGCUUGGUUACUGUUCUAUACAGAUCACUUAUUCUGAGUGAUCAACAGUAAUCUGUUUUUGUUGCAUUGCAUUCAUUUUCCAACACUGAGAAAAACUGAUUCAAAGUAAAUGCUUCAUCACAGUGGUGUAUAGUGAAGCUUUCUAAUUCAUUCAAGCUAGCUUGAAACAUCGGAACUGCACAGAUGAGUAUCUAGACUAAGAUAGACUAAGAUAACUAGGGAUCCUCAAGUUAUAAACGUCAAUGUCAUUUAAGAGUGGGGUGGGGGGAAGCAUGCAUCUUAUUAACAAAUAAGUCCAUUUAUUCACCUACUCAUUUUUAUUUUUAAUUCUUCUCAAGCUACUAAACCAAUGCAGGGAAUGGCUAACAUUUCUUUUUGAGGUCUAGGUGUGAGAUGUAAAGGAUACUCUGACAUAAUGCUGGGAUCCUGGGUUCCUCUAUAAAAUAUCAUCCUGCCUUCCAAGGCUAAGAAGUUCCUAAUUGCUUCCAAAUUUGGCUGAGGGACUUUGAAGAGGAAAUCUAUAGGAUAUCAUUUCUGACAUAGUCUCUUGUGCAUGCUGCUUCUUUCCUAGUAAGAAGUAAUCAAAUUACUGGGAAACCGCAGCAAGGUUAAAAAAAAAAAUGUUAGAACUGAGUUAAGGUCUAAAUCUUUUAUCCCCAAUGGAGAAGACUAUCUUCUUAUACCAUAGUACUAAAAAUGCAUAUACCUUCAAAUUGAAAUUGAUGUUGCCUUUGAAACAAAAUCACAAAUAUAGAGCUUUCUUUGAUCAUUGAAAGUAUCUUAAAGAUGCCAUGUAGCACCAUAAAGUGUAAAAUAUAUUUGGAAUGUUAAAACCCCCAUUAGUAUCUAUUGCCUUGAACAUAUUUUGUUUAAAUUAUAGAAACACUCUGAAUCAUCAUUAAGCUAAUUACAUCUAUCUGAUAGCGUGAUCCACAAUAAAAGCUAUUGAUUAAUUCUGCUGUAAAAAAAACAACAACUCCAUUAGCUUCAGAUGACCAGAAAGGAAAUGAUUGUUAUCAGAUCUAAUGAGGAGAGCCUUGAGUAAUAAACUCAUGGAUGUGAAACAGACAAAUUAUAUUUUGAAAAGCCAAGUCUAUCCAUCUUCAACAAGAAAUGUUACUUUUUUCAGCAAAAAAUAGAGUGAUCAAUUGCAUCCUUAAUUUCUAAAUUAAUUACUAAAAGGUGCAGGGGGGAAAGACCCUCAAUAUCUGACACUCAAUUGAGAUUCCUGCAGAUUUCAGCCAGGUAAAUUCUCCUGGAUUCUUUAUGGCCCAAAGAGGCAAGGAUCCUGUCAAGUUAUCAUUGAGAUAUUGUCAACGUAGUCAUCUUCAAGUGAUAGGAGGAAACAAUUGACCUGGUAAUUUUUGUCCUAUCUGAUCAGUUGUAUUGAGUGCAUUGGAAACAAGUACCAGGGAAGCUCAAGCCUGGACUUCUAGGUUUUGGUCUCUGAGUUUCCUCAGCUGCUGUCUUGGGUAGCCAGUGGCAUUCUAGGCCAUAUACUGAUGAUGGCAAGGGAGAUCCCAGAGAUUUCUAUGGCUUGGCUGAUUUUACAUAAUUCUCAAAUUUAGAUGAAUCCAGAGUGGAGAAAGUCAAGCUUCCCUAUUUGCUUAAAAGAACAAAAUCGGCCAGUUAAUAUGAUUAGAAGCACAUGUCAAUUUGAUGUUGAGUCUAUUUGACCAAUGUAUGUUUGAGUGUCUCUGAUAUAGCACAGAAUGACAAUGAGCAAGUGCACAAUUUAUAGAGGGAUGCAAAGUGCUGACCAUAGACCUAUUUUAACAUGUCUGUGUUUUCCAAGCUGCUAAUGUAAGAAGUAUAGGUUACGAGUCACAGAGGUUAUUUUUGGUUAAGAGUAACAAACUGUUGUGGCGAUACAGAUGGUUGUUUAACUGUGUGGUUUCUAUUGAAAAAUCAAAAGAACUUUCUUUUGACGUGAACACAGUAUUAUUAGAUGCCAGAUCCGGAAGUUCAUAAAUAACAGCGCCUGCCUCAUUUGAGAACUGUCACCUUUCAUUUGGUCUAUACUGAGAGCUGUUCCUCUCUUAAAUAGUCAGAAAGGGUGGGCAGUCUACAAAAUACCAUGAUUUGCACAUGCCUCUUCAUACUCUAAAUCAGACCACCCCAAACACCCCAUCUGUUCGCCUGAGAAUGUGGGAGCACAGAAGCACUUUGAGUCAGUGUACAUUCUUCAAAGAGCUGCAGGAAAAGUGGGAGUUCAUUUAAUUAGCAAGUUCUUUUCUUAGAAUUCAGCCCCCAAAACUUUUUUUGUGUGUAGGAACUGAUGGCCUAGGCAGUACUGAGAGUUUUCUGAAAAUAAGUUCUCAGGCCUGAGGCAGUUACUUGAACCAAUAAGCAACGGGACUAAAGAGUGCUGUGUGUAUGAAAACCUCACAGCCUAAGUGGGCUCUUUGAAGCUAAAGGCGCACAGGUAAAUUGGCUAAAGAGGCAAACUCACUGCUGUGAGUUGAGUACGGCCAGCACACUGCAGGAGAACUAAUUUUCAGGGUCGGAGUGAGAAAACUACUUCAAGGGUGCAGGAAGUCAGACAAUACUGAAGGUAGAAACAGCAGACAGGAGACAACCAUAGCUGACUCAGAUUCAUCCAGGUAAAAAGAACUGGAUGAUCACUUUCAAGACAAGAAGAGACAGUUGGUGAUGUGACAACACUCCACUGUGGGAUGUCACUGAGGCCAUUGCUUUUCAUUAUUGAUAAGACUGAGGCACUUUCCUUCCAAUGAAAAGACAGGGGCAUGGUGUAUUAUUGGAAGUAUAAGUUUUUUUUAGGGAGGGAUUUGAGCUCAUAUGGAGGAAACAGGGUAAGUGGCUUCUUGUGCCAAUCUAUCAAAAGAAACUAUUUUGAUCUUAUUAAUUUAAAAGUUUAAUUGUACCUAAACCCUUAGUUUAGGCUAGCCCAGCCACUCCAGUCUGGUUUUGUGUCUUUUGAAAGCUAAACAACAUUCUCUUCCCUGUUUAUGCAAUUCAGUAAAAUCGAGGGAAAGAUAAUCUGUAGUAUUUAAUGAGCACUUACCAUGUGCAGAGCACUUUAAUAAGCACUUGGGAGAGUACCGUACAACAGAGUUGGUAGACAUGUUCCCUGCCCACAGUGAGUAGCUCAGGAAGGGGAAAGACUAGCCUGACUAAGAACAGCUCAGGGGCACUUGGAAGUCACAAAUGACCAGUAGCACUUGUUGUCCCCAUCUACUUGAAGCAGAUGAGGUUACAGAGGGAUACAAGAAAGUUCACCAUGACUAGGGAGGAAAUCACUUGAAGAGCCAAGGAGAGUUGUAGAGUUUUAUCCCUGGAGACCUGGGAAAGAAUGAACAGUUCUCUCCAUCCCCAUUGGUUGAGAUAUUUACCCAUGUGGAGGCACCUUUCCAGCUUAGUGAUUCUCUGAUUCCAUCUCACAUCUAUUGAACAAGAUUCUUCAUGGUAAAUGAUCUCUAAAAUGCCUUCCCACAGCAGGGGCUCUAACUAUCCUAGUUAGCCAGUGUCCGGAGAUGCGCUUGGUUCUUAGGUUGUCAUGGGAGUCUUUGGAACUACUUCAUGGGAACAAAUCACCAUCUCAACAACUGGCUUCGUGAGGCCAACCAUCACUCAGAACCUUCUAAUCACAGCAUUCAUUAGGUACUAAAUCAGGGGUAACAUCAAGGCAGUUGGAUCAGAGAUAUUCUCUGAUCUUGGUGCAUAAUCUACGAGGGAGAGAAAGCAGGUAUUUGAUCUUCAUUCUUACAGAUGGGGGAACAGAGACCCAGAGUUUAAGUGACUUGCCCAAUACAAGCAACAGACCAAUAGCAGAGCUAGGAUUAGAAUCCCAGGGACAUGAUCUUUCCAAAGAUCUUUCCAAUUUACCCUUGGAAAACUCACCCUACCAACUCUUUGCAUACCUCAUUGGAUUCCUUUCCUGACUUUUCUUCCCCUCAAUUUCCUGAAUUUAGUCUUGAACCCCGAGUCGCUUCCCUCAUUUAAACCUGGAUUCCAGAAUCAACCAAUGGUCAGUGUUUAACAGUCCCCGAAUUGGUCAUUGCCACAUGGCUGGAUGGACUCCUCCUGCCCCUCCCCCUUCGCUAUUGAUUCCAGCCCACAGCGUCCCCAAUGCCAUAUCACUUCGGGCUUUUCUUUUUAUUCCUUCUGUCUCUUGUUAUGUUUUUCUCCUGGGAGUUGGCCCCACUCCGUGGGACCCGCAGGGCAAAGGAGGUGUUCCCAGGAGGGCCAAAGGACAAUAUUAGGCAGGCUGGUUCAUCGUAGAGACUUAAGGGAAAAGAGCCAAGAUUGGCCACAUUCAUCUCAAUAGAUGAAGGAGAAAACCGCAAUCUGUUGCCCUGCAGCCAAAUCCUCCGACCCCUAAGGGCCCCGUGCUCAUCUGACCGGUGCAGCUGUGACUGCUGCAGGUGCCAGGACCAGUGCCUUGUCACACUGCCAUGUGGAACCCACUUUUGCCCAGAUGCAUCUGCCAAAUGUUAGUCUCAGUAUCAUUGGGGAUUGGCUCCAGUUUUUCUGCUCUUAAUCCUGCCGCUACAAUUUCUUAUCCUCUACCAAAUUCUGUUGUCUGGGAUAGAAGCCGGCUCUUUCCCUCACCUGUGACACUGGCAAAAUUAAAUGGCUUUACAUAUCCACAGCCCUGCCCUCAUGCUUCGUGUCCAAUCUCCACCUCCUAGAAAAGUGGGGGGGAAUUUUGAGGCCAUAGCAGGGUGGCCUUAGCAGCCUUGCAAGCCGGAUACUUUAAAUCAUGAUUGAAUCUUUUCACCCUGAGCUCUAGGUUUAAGGGGUGAGUCAUAGGAGGGGAUUGGCAUUUAAGUUGGUAUUCUCUAUUUUUGCCCCUGAAUUGUUGUGAACAGCAACCUGCACAUUGAGAUAAAAAAUAAAACGGCAGAGUUGCUCACCCACUCGAAUCCAGCAGUAUCCGAGUGGGAGGCCCAGGACCCCCAAACUUUUAGGGGCUUCCAGUCAGCCUGCACUAGAGUAAGUUCCUUGAGGGCAGGGAUGAUGCCUUCUUACUCUAUUGUGCCCUCCUGAGCGUUUAGUACAGUGCUCUGCACACGAUAAAUGUCAGGAAGGAAUGAAGAAAGAAGUGAGGCCUACCAGAGUUGGAGAUUGGCUGUUGGGUAUCUGCCCCCAAACCCAGCACUCUGUUGGCUUUACUGUCAGUUGCCCCAAGGGAAAUUACAGUAGGCAUAGGGAACUCCCUCAGUCCUCACCCACAUCAUUCUUUCAUUUGGCAAUCUAAAGUAGACAGUCCCAACUCUGAAUGGGCUCUCCUCAACCUGAACUGGAACCCACUGGAGCCCCAGGAGAUGACUUUUGAACAUGCUACUACACCCAGUCUGAGGACAUUGAGUAAUCUUAGAGCUCUGGGAUGGCUGACUUGCUUGCUACCUGUGUCAAACAUUAGAUUCCCUUCUUAAAUGGAAAAUGAUGAGAAAAAUAUUUCCAGAGAUUCAUCUUCUGACAAACCAGCCCAUCCAAGCUGGCAAGCUCCCAGUCCCACACCUGAUAGGCACAGAACAAAGAAAACUGAGCUGAUGUUUGUGCCUCCAGCUCACUCUUUGCUGGCCUUCAAGUUGAAAAACUACUAAAAAAAAAAAAAAAUCAACUCUGCUUAGCCCUUAGGAAACUCAAACUCUUUCAAGCAAAUCCAGUGGAGUUAGUUGCUGAAACCAUCAGGUAAAGUUUAAGAUAUGAUCUUUAUCAGAAGAGGAUAUUUUUAUUUAUUUUUACAUCAAGGUAGAGCAUGAGAGAUACAGUGAACUGAUGCAGAAAGUCCAGAGUCCUAAAAUAAUGUAUCCAAGUGCUACUUAUAUGAAGAAUCCUAGGGAUGAUAAAGUAUUGAGAAACUGGUAUGCUCUCUUAGAAAACAGGAGCAGGUGGGGAAAUACCAGCUUCUUAGGUGUUACUGAAAAUUUAAGCAAAGCCAAAAUAUUAAGGCUUUUCUUUCCAUCCACCUGUGAGACCACUGAAUUCCUGCUGGAGUGUUGGAAUGUAAAUUGUAUCCUAACAAAGCUCAUGAGAUUAAAACUCCAUAUGCCACUACCCAGUCAGAAGAAUGAUCACAGACUGCAGCUAGUGUAUAAUCCUGUGCUAGCUCCCUGUUUGUAGAGGGUGGCUUGAUCUGGGGUCCAGUUUUCAUUUUUCAGCAUUUUCAGAAACCCUGUCUGAUCGUAAGAGACAAGGGGAAAUAUGGCACCAAAUAACAAAUUAUCUUGCUUUAUUAAGCUGUGAGCUUCUUGCUGUAAUCAGGCAUUUUCUGGGGAAGACAGUGGGACUGACUGUUUUGGGAAGGUUGUAGGAAUGGUUUUAGAGAGCUCUAUUUUAGGUAAUUCUUCUAGGUUUCAUGAUUGUCUAUCUUUCUUUCCCCCAUCAUGGACUUGGUUCUGGAUUUGCUUAAUGGGGUCUACCCAGCACAGUAUGCACCAUCAUUUUGGGUUGAAAUGGUUAUUAUCUUUGUCGAAUCCUGCUCAUGCUAAGUAGCAGGGGAUGUGGCAUUGUUUUGUUUGUGCCUGAUGCGUUUGCCCACAUUGGGAUUCAUUCUCCUCAGUGGAAGUGGCAAAGAAAUAUGCUCGAGGAAGAACUGGAUGGGAAGUCACAACUUCCGCUAUGUUCCUCAUGGAGCUAGGGAAGUCUUAGAAUUUCAGGGUCUAGCAGGUAGGCAGCCCCAGAUGGAACUGACACUUUUGCUAUUCACUGUGAACCAAACUCCCUGAGAGGAGCUUCCUCCAUCGCUUGCUUUCUGAUUUCUGUUUUACCCCACUCACCUCCUUCUGUUUCUGCCAUUAGAGGAAUUCAUCAUGCAGCUAUCUCGUUAUAGUGUGUCCAUUCUAUCCCCACUCUAGAAUUAAGUCCAGUUCCUGGGGGUUGUUAUGUACUGAAUCCAUCAGAGCCACUUACCAACACAAGAAAGGACUAAAGACUUUGCUGUUUGAACUGUCUGGACUUUGGAAGUAAAUUUGUGAUGUCUGGAUUUUCUGAUAGCAUAAUGCUCAUGCACCACACAUUGUAUAUAUCCCCUCCUCCCCAUCCCAAAGUACCCUAAUAAACAUUGUUUUCUUUUUUAAAAA